Messenger RNA from Salarias fasciatus (jewelled blenny), 1416 nucleotides. RefSeq names its product polyadenylate-binding protein 1-like. The transcript is spliced from 10 exons. Bases 1 to 1416 code for a protein of 471 amino acids. Gene Ontology annotation, molecular function: RNA binding. Lineage: Eukaryota; Metazoa; Chordata; Actinopteri; Blenniiformes; Blenniidae. The record is from RefSeq and is a predicted model, not a curated record.
AUGUCAGGUUACAGGAAGACAAAGCCAAUUCUGGACCAGUUUGCGCCCAUCAACCCAUCAGCUUCUCUGUAUGUGGGGGACCUGCUUCCCACCACCACAGAGGUGAUGCUUUAUGAGAAGUUCAGCCAGGUGGGGCAGGUCAUCUCUGUCAGGGUUUGCAGACACCGGAUCACCCGCCGCUCCCUCGGCUAUGGCUUCGUCAACUACGCGAAACGUGAAGAUGCUGAGCGAGCCCUGGAUGACCUGGCCUUCACUGUCGUCAACGGCCGGCCUGUGCGGAUCAUGUGGUGUCGACGCGACCCCUCCCAGAGAACCAAUGCAGCGGGGAACAUCCUGAUUAAGAACCUGGACAAAUCCAUCGACAGCCUGUCCUUGCUGAACACGUUUUCAGUCUUCGGGACUGUGCUGUCCUGUAAAGUGGUUUGUGACGACAACAACGUCUCAAAGGGAUACGGAUACGUGCACUUUGAGACCGUGGAGGCGGCUGAGCGCGCCACUGAGAGGCUGAAUGGCAUGCUGCUCAAUGACCAGAUAGUAACUAUUGAGCCGUUCCGAUCGUUUGAAGACAGGGAGGCGGAGCUCGCCAAAAGUGCAGAGGAGUUCACCAACGUUUAUAUAAAGAACUUCGGCGAGGACAUGGAUGACAACAGGCUGACGGAGCUGUUCAGCAAAUAUGGACCCACAUCCAGCGUUCGUGUGAUGACAGACGACAAUGGAAAUUCGAAAGGAUUUGGAUUCGCCCGCUUUGAGAACCACGAGAACGCCAAGAAGGCGGUGGACGACUUGAACGGUAAAGUGUUGAACGGCCGGCGGUUGUACGUGUCUCGUGCCCAAAGGAAGGCGGAGCGGCAGACGGAGCUCACGCGCAGGUUUGAGCCUGAGAGUUUGGAUCGCGGAUCCAGGUAUCAGGGGGUCAAUCUGUACGUCCACAACCUGGACUCCGACAUGGAUGAGGAGCGUCUGCACCGAGCUUUCAGUCCCUUUGGAACCAUCACAAGUGUCAAGGUGAUGACGGAGGGGGAACGCUGCAAAGGAUUUGGGUUUGUCUGCUUUUCGUCCCCUGAGGAGGCCAGCCGGGCCAUGACUGGGAUGAACGGCCACGUCUUGGGCACCCAGGCGCUCUACGUGGUGCUGGCCCGGCCUACAUGCAACCCCAGCGAGAGACACAGGUACACCCCCAGCAGCAGCCUCUCCCACUCCAACAGCAGCCUCUCCCACUCCAACAGCAGCAGCUUCUCCUCAGAUGCCCCCAGUUGGGAGCCGAACGCACACUUCCAUCACGGGCCCCACAUGCUCCCUCAGGAGGGGACCCCCUCAAACCCUCAGUGGGGGGCCAACAUACUGCCCCAUUAUGAGCCCUAUGUGUGGUCCCAGCAAAAUCUUCACAUGCACCCCCAGUAUCGACCCUAUGUGUGA